Messenger RNA from Dendrobium catenatum, 1652 nucleotides. RefSeq names its product tubulin beta chain. The coding region runs from base 84 to 1433 and encodes 449 amino acids. The transcript has 3 exons. Lineage: Eukaryota; Viridiplantae; Streptophyta; Magnoliopsida; Asparagales; Orchidaceae. Gene Ontology annotation, cellular component: microtubule; cytoplasm. Gene Ontology annotation, molecular function: GTP binding; GTPase activity; structural constituent of cytoskeleton. The record is from RefSeq and is a predicted model, not a curated record. Gene Ontology annotation, biological process: microtubule cytoskeleton organization; mitotic cell cycle.
CGCUCUUUCCCAUUUUCCCCACAUUUUCACCUUUUCUCAGAGAACACUCAUUUCUUCUCCGCCAACCUUCAGAUCGUGAAAACAUGAGGGAGAUUCUUCACAUCCAGGGAGGGCAAUGCGGGAACCAGAUCGGAGCCAAGUUCUGGGAAGUUGUGUGCGCAGAGCACGGUAUCGACGCGACUGGGAGGUACCAUGGCGACUCAGAACUUCAGCUUGAGCGGUUGAAUGUAUACUACAACGAAGCUAGUUGUGGGCGGUACGUGCCUCGUGCGGUCCUUAUGGAUCUGGAGCCUGGUACCAUGGAUAGUGUUAGAUCGGGGCCCUAUGGGCAGAUCUUCCGCCCGGACAACUUUGUCUUUGGACAGUCUGGUGCUGGGAAUAACUGGGCGAAGGGUCACUACACGGAGGGCGCUGAGCUCAUCGAUUCGGUUCUUGAUGUGGUCAGGAAGGAAGCUGAGAACUGUGAUUGCUUGCAGGGGUUCCAGGUCUGCCACUCGCUUGGAGGUGGAACCGGCUCCGGCAUGGGGACGCUACUCAUAUCCAAGAUCAGAGAAGAGUAUCCGGAUCGAAUGAUGCUUACCUUCUCUGUCUUUCCUUCCCCAAAGGUUUCUGACACUGUUGUUGAACCAUAUAACGCCACCCUCUCUGUCCACCAGCUGGUAGAAAAUGCAGAUGAGUGCAUGGUUCUUGACAAUGAAGCCCUCUAUGACAUCUGCUUCCGCACUCUCAAGCUCAGCACACCUAGCUUUGGUGAUCUUAAUCACUUGAUCUCUACAACCAUGAGUGGAGUCACCUGCUGCCUUCGAUUCCCAGGGCAACUCAACUCCGACCUUCGAAAACUCGCAGUCAAUUUGAUCCCGUUCCCCCGCCUCCAUUUCUUCAUGGUUGGUUUUGCACCCCUGACAUCUCGCGGGUCUCAGCAAUACAGGGCCCUCACAGUUCCUGAGCUCACCCAACAGAUGUGGGAUGCAAAGAACAUGAUGUGCGCCGCCGAUCCCCGCCACGGCCGCUACCUCACCGCCUCAGCAAUGUUCAGAGGCAAAAUGAGCACAAAAGAGGUGGACGAGCAGAUGAUCAAUGUGCAGAACAAGAACUCAUCGUAUUUCGUCGAGUGGAUCCCAAACAACGUGAAGUCUACCGUCUGCGAUAUACCUCCAACCGGGCUGAAGAUGGCGUCGACGUUCAUAGGGAAUUCAACGUCGAUCCAGGAGAUGUUUCGUCGUGUGAGCGAGCAAUUCACGGCGAUGUUUCGCCGGAAGGCGUUUCUGCACUGGUACACCGGCGAAGGCAUGGACGAAAUGGAGUUCACAGAGGCGGAGAGUAAUAUGAAUGAUUUGGUGUCGGAAUACCAGCAGUAUCAGGAUGCGACAGCUGAGGAUGAGGAGGGAGAGUAUGAGGAAGAAGAAGAAGGAGAAUAUAACCAGGAGGCUUGAUUGAGAGACUCUCAGGUCUCAGCUUCCUUAUCGUAUCACUAGACUCUACUAUAUUUUCUGUUGACGCUUCUGUGUUUGAUUUUUAUUUUUCUGUUGAAAAAGUUUUAUCUUGGAGUUUUGGAUGUAGCAGUAGCUUGCUGUUGAUGAUGGAUCAUUGGAUUUUAGUAUUUUACUGAACUGCUCAUCUUUUAUAAUGUUUCUUUGUUAUUUUGUUUUUGA